AUGCCUACCAGAUCAGAGAUCACAUAUUUUGGGGCGGGUCCUGCUCUUUUACCCACGGAGGUACUAGAGAAGGCGGCUCAGGCGCUUGUCGAUUAUCAAGGGACUGGGCUGGGCAUUGCGGAACACUCUCAUCGCUCCCAGAUUGCCACGGACAUCAUCAACAAUGCCAAGGCGGAUCUUGCUACCUUCCUGGACAUUCCCGACGACUAUGAGAUUUUAUUCAUGCAGGCGGGAGGCAGCGGAGAAUUCUCAGCAACAGUGUACAACCUCGUCGGCGCCUGGGUCACGCAGAAGAAGGCUGCCAUCCUAAAGGAAAAUGGUGUCGAGGAGAAGGAUGCCGAGCCAGAGAUGAUAGAGCGGGAGCUCAGGAAGGCUGUUGAGGAGCUGAAGCUCGACUACAUCGUCACCGGCACCUGGUCACUAAAGGCAUAUCAAGAAGCCCAGCGACUGCUCGGCAAGAAGCAUGUCAAUCUUGUGACUGAUGCUCGCACAAUCAACGACGGCAAGUUCGGCAAGAUCCCCGACGAGAGCACUUGGAACUUGUCCAAGAACGCAGCGAUGGUGUACUACUGUGACAAUGAGACGGUCGACGGCGUAGAAUUUCCCAAAUUCCCCACCAUCUUGGAGCCCUCAGCAAAUGGGGACGGCCCAAUCGUGGUGGCAGACAUGUCCUCAAACAUUCUGUCGAGGAAGUUUCCUGUCAAGAAUUACUCUCUCUUCUUCUUCGGCGCACAGAAGAACCUGGGGUCUACCGGAAUCACCGUCGCUGUCGUCAAGAAGAGUUUCUUGCCGCCUGUAACCCCACAGCCAUCAGCAGAUCUGCUGAGGAACUUGGGACUGCCGAUUGGCCCAAUUGUUCUUUCUUACGAGACCAUCGCCAAGAACAACAGCUUGUAUAACACCUUGAGCAUCUUUGAUGUUUACAUUGCUGGCCAAGUGCUCAAGAAAUCGCUUGCCACGUACCCUGACAAGGUGACUGGUCAGGAGGCAGUCUCAAACAAGAAGGCCCAGCUGAUUUACGCCGCGCUCGAGGCGCAUCCGGAUGCGUACAAGAUUGUCCCAGACAAAUCAGUUCGUUCAAGGAUGAACAUCUGCUUCCGUGUCACGAAGGGCGGCAAUGUUGACGAGGCGGAGAAGGCUUUCCUAAAACAAGGCACUGAGCAGGGCCUUACCGGCCUGAAGGGACAUCGUUCAGUCGGAGGUAUUCGAGCCAGUAAUUUUAACUCGAUACCCCUUACGGGUGCAGAGAAGCUGGUGUCGUUCAUUGAAUCCUUCGCAAAGGCAUAA
This is a messenger RNA of Phaeoacremonium minimum UCRPA7, 1287 nucleotides long. Its product is annotated as putative phosphoserine aminotransferase protein. The transcript has 3 exons. Gene Ontology annotation, cellular component: cytoplasm. Gene Ontology annotation, molecular function: pyridoxal phosphate binding; O-phospho-L-serine:2-oxoglutarate transaminase activity. Bases 1 to 1287 code for a protein of 428 amino acids. The record is from RefSeq and is a predicted model, not a curated record. Gene Ontology annotation, biological process: L-serine biosynthetic process. Lineage: Eukaryota; Fungi; Ascomycota; Sordariomycetes; Togniniales; Togniniaceae.